Colletotrichum truncatum is the source of this 1713-nucleotide messenger RNA. The record is from RefSeq and is a predicted model, not a curated record. Lineage: Eukaryota; Fungi; Ascomycota; Sordariomycetes; Glomerellales; Glomerellaceae.
AUGGCGUGGUCAAAGUCAACGCGGAUCAGCAUCAUGCUGGGCAUUGAUAUCGUCUUCUUCCUGGUUGAGUUAAUUGUUGGUCUGAUUGUCAAGUCGCUGGCCCUGACGGCAGAUGCCUUCCAUAUGCUCAACGACAUCAUCUCCCUUUGUGUCGGGCUCUGGGCUGUCGCCGUUGCGAGAAAGGCCACGACCGACAAGUAUUCCUACGGCUGGCUUCGAGCUGAAAUCCUCGGUGCUUUCUUCAAUGCCGUUUUCCUGAUUGCCCUCUGCGUCUCCAUCAUCCUCGAAGCCAUUACCCGAUUCUUCGACCCUCCCGAGAUCGACAACCCCAAGCUCAUUCUAAUUGUCGGCUCUUUCGGCCUCGCCUCUAACCUCGUCGGCUUCUUCGUUCUCGGUGGCCAUGGUCACUCCCAUGGUGGCCAUGAUCACGAUCACGGCGAUGACGACCACGACCACGAUCACGCACAUGCCCACUCCGAUGAACACGCUGCCGAGGAAGGCCGCGCCACUAAUGUCUCCGACCACGCCGCCCGCGACGACGAUGGCAAUGUUGGGGAUGUCCUCCCUGAGGCUGUUGUCGCCAAAGCAACCUCCGGCCCUGAGACGCCACGCCGCAUUAGAUUCGAGAGGGAGUCAGACCCCUCCGGCCGAUAUUCUAGCCGUGCUUCUACCUCCAAGGGUCAGGACCGCCGCAAGACCGGCAACCGCCACCACGCGCGUCUCACUAGCAUUGAUGACAUCAGUAUCCACCCCUCUAGCUUCCGCCAGGAAAUCAUCGCAGCCAGCCAGCCCCAACUCGACGGCCAGGAGUCGACCAGCGAGAGCGAGGUGGAGGAAAAUGCUAUUGAUGACGGCGAGCCUGACGAGGAGUCGCCCCUGCUCAAGUCUAAUGGUAACAACAAGUCUUACGUGAUCGAGCAACCCCGUGGCCGCUGCGGCUCCAAACGCCCAAGAAGAGAGUCAAGCUUGCACCACAACCACAACCAUAACAAGGAGAGAAAGAAGGCAAAGGGCGGUCACGGUCACGACCAUGGCGACAUGGGCAUGAACGCUAUGGUUCUUCACGUCAUCGGUGAUGCUCUGGGCAACGUCGGAGUCAUUGUCACUGCGCUCAUCAUCUGGCUGACCGACUGGCCUGGUCGCUUCUACGCCGAUCCUGCCGUCUCUCUCUUCAUCACUCUCAUCAUCCUCAGAUCUGCUAUUCCCCUUACCAAGGCGACUUCCAAGAUCCUCCUACAAGCCACUCCCGACCACAUCGACCUUAACGAGAUCCGUGAAGAUAUUCAAAACCUGCCGGGUGUUAUCAGUUGCCAUCACGUACACAUCUGGCAGCUCUCUGAUACCAAGAUUGUUGCCUCGAUGCACGUCCAGGUUAGCUUCCCUAUCUCGGCCGAGGGCGGUGAGAAGUACAUGGAGCUUGCCAAGCGGGCCCGAAAGUGCCUCCAUGCCUAUGGCAUCCACGCCGCCACUAUCCAACCCGAAUUUUGCGGCGACAAAGACUACCCAGAGCCCGAAAACGCUCAUCGUGCCCUUCAAUAUGACGGUGCUGCGACAUCAUUCGGUUCUCCCCAGCAGGCCUGCCUUCUCGAGUGUGUAGAAGACUGCGUUGGCAAGGGUUGCUGUACGGAUUCAAAUGCGGGUGGCAGCAGCCUUCGCAGCAACUCCGCCCACAGUCAUGACGAUCACAGCCACAGCCACGGUCACUCACACUAA